AUGAAAGUCCACCUAUCAGAAGCAGAACAAAGGUUACAAAGAAUCUCAGAUGAGAAAGGAAAGCUGUUAGAAGAACUGGAGCAAGUAAACAAGGAGCAUAUGGCUCUCAAGCAGAGCAAACAGCUUGCGAGCCAGAUGGAAGCUGCCAAGAAAAAGGAUCCGGAUCUCUAUGAUCGGGUUAUAUCUUCUGCAAACCGCAGUGCCUCCCACUAUCAGGGCCAAAUGGAUCGCCUACGCUCCGACCUGGAUGACGCCCGGAACGCAGCGGAACGCAUGCGAGAGUGA
Molecule: messenger RNA, 285 nt
Organism: Dibothriocephalus latus
Lineage: Eukaryota; Metazoa; Platyhelminthes; Cestoda; Diphyllobothriidea; Diphyllobothriidae
Source: the annotation of a GenBank genome assembly